AUGGCGACGUUGUUGUGGCACUUACCUUUCUUGAUGCAAACGUGUCCACAUGGUCCUGCUGUGGCGAGGCUUGCGCAAGCGGCAAACGCUGCUGGUUUCACCGUUGGAAAUCAUUUUGCGUGGGCGGCAUCCAUUGAGCGGCCACACGAAGCCAUUGUCGAAACACCGCACCAAGAGCUAGGUACACGUGCGAACGACACCAUUGCGCAGCAACAAGCCGUGAUCCACGAACUGGUUGCCAUGAACAAGGCAUUUAGCCUACGUGUCGCAACCGUUAAAGCACACGUCGGUAUUGGUGCGGCUCCAACACCUCCCAUCGCCAUGCUAUCGCACGAAGCCAAAGCCACUGUCCCAACGAAACAUCACAAGGCAGUCGCCACGUCCUUGGCAGACUUGUGGUUCGAGUGGUACGCUCGAGACCCCCCCAUAUGGCAGAAAUCCGAGGCGAAGUUGGUCGUUGGCUUCAUGAAGCUGUUCCUCCACAAUGGCCUUGAGUUGGAUGCUAAUGCACCGUCCUAUCGCGACGAUGUCUUGCGCUUGGGAUCGUUCGUCGACCAACGCGUCUUAAGCUUCGUGCCCGACAUUGUGCCAAAUGUUCGCAGCAGUGGGUCGGUACUGCGCAUCCUGCGCGAGCAACACCGCAUCGGGACUCAAUACAAUCAUUGGGUUGGUUAA
This is a messenger RNA of Aphanomyces astaci, 675 nucleotides long. RefSeq lists its product as hypothetical. The transcript has 2 exons. The coding region runs from base 1 to 675 and encodes 224 amino acids. The record is from RefSeq and is a predicted model, not a curated record. Lineage: Eukaryota; Oomycota; Saprolegniomycetes; Saprolegniales; Verrucalvaceae.